AAGCGGAAAUUUUCAAUUUGAAGGAAGUUGUGCAAAGUAUAGAAAAUAAUACAAAAGGCCUAACGUACAAAAAAAGAUGUCAAAAAAUUAGAAACAAUCGAGAAUGUUGAAGAGAAUUUUAUAAAAUUUAAAAAUUUGUGAACAGCAAGUGAACGGCACAUCAAAGCGGGCAUUUUCAAUUUGAAGGGAGUUGUGCAAAAGUAAUCCAGAGACACAAGAGGAGCAUAUAAAAAUGUCAAAAAAUUUAGAAACAAUCGAGAAUGUUGAAGAUAAUUUUAUAAAAUUGCAAGAUUUUGGUGAAAAUGUCCGCCAAGAAUACGAAAGGUUAUACAAUGAAAUGUGGACUGGCUUAAAGGAGUCCCACCUAGAACCAAUUGCAAAAACUCUAAUGGAAAGAGAGAAAAUCGUUCUCAAACAUCGUGAACAAAUCGUCCAAAGUGUACGCAAUAAUCUGCAGAAACAAAUGAUCAAUACAUUGAAUAAUUUUUGGCAUAAUGCUGGAGUCUCGGAGGCUUUAAUUUCAUUGGAAAUGUGUAAGGAGAAAUUCAAGUCCUAUGAGGGGCACAGUUGGAACUUGGAUAAUAAAACUCCACUGGAACGUACAUUGCCUAUACGAAUGCAGUUCAAGGAGAAACGUCUACGCUAUCUACAAGCUCAAUUGAAGUAUCAGCAAACGCAACUGGACGAAGUUAUGCAGGAGAAUAAGUCAUUACGUCAGCAAAUACAUGAAGUAAAAGACAAACGUGUAUAUUUAAUGGAGCUACUAGGCGACUAUCGCAAACAACUCGUAGUUGCCAAGCCAGAAAUUUUACGUUUACAAAUGAAAUUGUUGGGUAUUCCUGAAGAAGGAAAUGAGGAGAAUAUUCAGCCAAAUCAGAUUGUAGAAAGCUAAAUUCAUUAUUUAAUGUACGUUUUGUAAUUAAUCUUUUAAGUAUAUUUUUAAAUAAAUGCCUCGUUACAUGAA
Musca domestica (house fly) is the source of this 964-nucleotide messenger RNA. RefSeq lists its product as uncharacterized. The coding region runs from base 233 to 892 and encodes 219 amino acids. The record is from RefSeq and is a predicted model, not a curated record. Lineage: Eukaryota; Metazoa; Arthropoda; Insecta; Diptera; Muscidae. The transcript is spliced from 3 exons.